UACAGCUCAAAGUGCUUUGGCCAGCCUAUGCAAUAGCAGCGAUUACUACUCUUUGGUUGGUCCUUGACAAGAGAUGGAACCUGCUCAGAUGGUGACUGGAUCAUCAAUGACUGAAACCCAGAGCGGAGAUUUUGAGUCAUACACUAUAGGCAAUUAUGGUGACCUGGUGAAUUAUGACAUUUGCCACCUGCAAGAACUGCCAUUUGCCUAUAUCUUUGUCCCCACCAUUUACUACAUUGCUUUCCUCAUUGGUUUCUUUGGGAACCUCUUUGUGAUCCUGCUGAUGGCACGAAAGGAAGGCCGGAAGAGGCUCGUGGACACCUUUGUCCUCAACCUGGCCGUGGCUGACCUGGUCUUCGUAUGCACUCUGCCUUUCUGGGCUGUAUCAAAAGCCCUUGGUUACUGGUGCUUUGGUGAGGGGCUAUGCAAGUUGAGUAGCUAUGCCAUCACUGUGAACCGUUGCUCUAGCAUCUUGUUCCUGAUGGGCAUGAGUGUGGAACGCUUCCUCGUGAUGACCAAGCAGUGGGAUUCCAGGACCUUCAGCACCAAGAAGAGCAUAGCUAUGAGCUGUGGUUGCAUCUGGGUGUCCUCCCUUCUGCUGGGAAUGCCAUCUCUAGUCUACAGAAAGUUGAACCUGGUGGAUGACAAGUAUUUGUGCCAAGACAAGCCCUCCCCCACCUUCAGCCUGAUUAUGCUCAUAUUGACCUUCCUCCUGCCUUUGGGAGUAAUCUUGUUCUGCUAUUGCUCUAUCUUCUUCAAGCUUCAGAGCCAUGUCCACCUAGGCAAGAGGAGAAACAAUGCCCUCAAGAUCAUCUUUGCCAUCGUUGGAGCAUUCAUCUGUUCUUGGCUGCCCUUCAACGUGUUAAAGGCAUUCUUCGUCUUCACCAUGGCCCAGGACAUCCAUCUCCGCUGCUCAGCAAUGAUGGCUCUCACAUGGGGGCUGACCAUCAGUGCUUGCCUGGCAUUCGCAAACAGCUGUGUUAACCCUAUAAUCUAUGUCUUUAUGGAUCAGCAAUUCCGACAGCAGGCCCUGAAGCAUUUCCCUGCUUUCUGCAGCAAAAGGGAAAAUGUGCAAAGUUCAGCCCUGUCCUUUUCAUCCACAGACACGAGCCUCCUAUUUGCCAGCAGGAAGAAGCCCACACCGGCAACAUCAGCUCGGGUAGGAGACCCAGAGAGCAAAGGGGUAGGUUUGUAAGUCCCCAAGAGUGGUAUAAUGUUGGCUGGACUGACUGCUGCAAAAAGCCAGCAAGAUUUCUGGGCUAUGCUAGUUGGGGAAAGGAGCGCAGGGAGAUGAGUUAGAAGCCUGUACUAAGUAUGCCAAAGGAAUGGGUAUAAAGAUUCUGACCAUUUGAUGUAAAUCACAGUAAUAUCAAGGAGGCAGAAUUCAGUUAUCCAAACAUGUAUAUCAAAUGCAUAAAAUCAACUCCAACUUAUGUAAAUUGCCUACCAAUUGCUACUGCACAAUAAGCAGGCAGGUUUAACCUAUGUAAGGCUUCAUAAAGUGAUUUCAACUGUCUAAAAUGGUGGUAUUAUAGAUUUAAAUAGUUGCAAUUACAGUAAUAUAUGCUGAUGAAAAGUGAAUGCUUUUAGCUGUAUGUACAGUUGAUUCCCAUCUGCUUAUCUCCCCAUAUCUGGAUUUCAUGUAGCUUUUACUAGUUUGAUGAACAGCUGUUGAUCCUUGGUUGAAAAUAAGCUUAAAUGAGUAGAGAAGAAAGAUGAAAAAGUUGUUGUGUAAUUCUAUAGCAAAUAUUCUUUGAAGCAAUAAUGUGAAAAACCAC
This is a messenger RNA of Lacerta agilis (Sand lizard), 1778 nucleotides long. RefSeq names its product G protein-coupled receptor 25 (gene GPR25). NCBI's taxonomy places the organism in Eukaryota, Metazoa, Chordata, Lepidosauria, Squamata, Lacertidae. The record is from RefSeq and is a predicted model, not a curated record. The transcript has a single exon. The coding region runs from base 74 to 1195 and encodes 373 amino acids. Gene Ontology annotation, biological process: G protein-coupled receptor signaling pathway. Gene Ontology annotation, molecular function: G protein-coupled receptor activity. Gene Ontology annotation, cellular component: membrane.